GAGCUCAGAAACUGCCAGCCCAGACCACAGGCUCAGAGGCUGAAGCAGGAGGAAGGAAGGACUGGAAGGAAAAAGAGACAGGUUAGAGGGAAAGAGGCUUGGGAAGGAAACAGCAGAAAAGAAACUGCUCAAUACACUUGCAGAGAGGCGAGUAACGGUGGAGAUGAGAACAGAGGGGGCCAAGACGAUGAAAGACAAAAAAUACAUAUAGAGCGAAAGAGGAAAAAAAUGUCAAGAAGAACAUCCAUCCGGAGAAAUGAAGAGAAUGAAAGUUUUAAGCUGCAGAGCCUUUCUGUGCUUUUCCGGCACAAAAUUCUCUCGCUGAUUUUAAGCCCUUUUGCGUUUGCCAGCCGUUGACAUUAAGAGGCAUGUUUAACGGUGCCAACAGCAUCUCCUUUUCCUUCUCCUCUUCCUCUUCUUCUUCUUCCUCCUCCUACUCCUCUUUUUCCUCCUCCUCAUUCUCCUCCCAUCAGCAAGAAGACAAACCGAGGACAGUCUUGAAAUAUCGAAAUUUCCUCUUUGGGAUUUGCCAGCGCCGCGUUGCGCCAAGACUGUCGGAAUAAAGGACGCUGACUGUUGUAUUAUCAUUAUUUUAUUAAUUGGUCAGUGGAAAGAUUACAGAUGAGGAAAGGGGACGCCUGCCACCCUUCCUGUGCUAAGAUUAAAAAAAAUGAGGCUGGAUUGCGGGAAGCUCUAAAAUGAAGCAAAAGGAGUAAGAUAUUUAAAGACAGAAAGCCACAGGAGCCCCCACGUAGCGCACUUUUAUUUGUAUUUUUCAGAUUUUUUUUUUUUUUCGUAGUGGUGGGGGAGGUGAUUGGGUGGCUGACUGGCUGCGGGAAGCUACUUCCUUUCCUUUUGGAGAUGAUUGUGCUAUUAUUCUUUGCCUUGCUCUGGAUGGUGGAAGGAGUCUUUUCCCAGCUUCACUACACGGUACAGGAGGAGCAGGAACAUGGCACUUUCGUGGGGAAUAUCGCUGAAGAUUUGGGUCUGGACAUUACAAAACUUUCGGCUCGCGGGUUUCAGACGGUGCCCAACUCAAGGACCCCUUACUUAGACCUCAACCUGGAGACUGGGGUGCUGUACGUGAACGAGAAAAUAGACCGCGAGCAAAUCUGCAAACAGAGCCCCUCCUGUGUCCUGCACCUGGAGGUCUUUCUGGAGAACCCCCUGGAGCUGUUCCAGGUGGAGAUCGAAGUGCUGGACAUUAAUGACAACCCCCCUUCUUUCCCGGAGCCGGACCUGACGGUGGAAAUCUCUGAGAGCGCCACGCCAGGCACUCGCUUCCCCUUGGAGAGCGCAUUCGACCCAGACGUGGGCACCAACUCCUUGCGCGACUACGAGAUCACCCCCAACAGCUACUUCUCCCUGGACGUGCAGACCCAGGGGGAUGGCAACCGAUUCGCUGAGCUGGUGCUGGAGAAGCCACUGGACCGAGAGCAGCAAGCGGUGCACCGCUACGUGCUGACCGCGGUGGACGGGGGAGGAGGGGGAGGAGGAGGAGGAGAAGGAGGGGGAGGUGGCGGGGGAGCGGGCCUGCCACCCCAGCAGCAGCGCACCGGCACGGCCCUACUCACCAUCCGAGUGCUGGACUCCAACGACAAUGUGCCCGCUUUCGACCAACCCGUCUACACUGUGUCCCUACCAGAGAACUCGCCCCCAGGCACUCUCGUGAUCCAGCUCAAUGCCACGGACCCGGACGAGGGCCAGAACGGUGAGGUCGUGUACUCCUUCAGCAGCCACAUUUCGCCCCGGGCACGGGAGCUUUUCGGACUCUCGCCGCGCACUGGCCGACUGGAGGUAAGCGGCGAGUUGGACUAUGAAGAGAGCCCGGUGUACCAAGUGUACGUGCAAGCCAAGGACUUGGGCCCCAACGCCGUGCCUGCGCACUGCAAGGUGCUAGUGCGAGUACUGGAUGCUAACGACAACGCGCCAGAAAUCAGCUUCAGCACGGUGAAGGAGGCGGUGAGCGAGGGCGCGGCGCCCGGCACUGUGGUGGCCCUUUUCAGCGUGACCGACCGCGACUCAGAGGAGAACGGGCAGGUGCAGUGCGAGCUGCUGGGAGAUGUUCCGUUCCGCCUCAAGUCUUCCUUUAAGAAUUACUACACCAUCGUUACCGAAGCCCCCCUGGACCGAGAGGCGGGGGACUCCUACACCUUGACCGUGGUGGCCCGGGACCGAGGCGAGCCUGCGCUCUCCACCAGUAAGUCGAUCCAGGUGCAAGUGUCGGAUGUGAACGACAACGCGCCGCGCUUCAGCCAGCCGGUCUACGACGUGUAUGUGACUGAGAACAACGUGCCUGGAGCCUACAUCUACGCGGUGAGCGCCACCGACCGCGAUGAGGGCGCCAACGCCCAGCUUGCCUACUCUAUCCUCGAGUGCCAGAUCCAGGGCAUGAGCGUCUUCACCUACGUGUCCAUCAACUCUGAGAACGGCUACUUGUACGCCCUGCGCUCCUUCGACUACGAGCAGCUCAAGGACUUCAGCUUUCAGGUGGAAGCCCGGGACGCUGGCAGUCCCCAGGCGCUGGCGGGAAACGCCACUGUCAACAUCCUCAUAGUGGAUCAAAAUGACAACGCCCCUGCCAUCGUGGCGCCUCUACCAGGGCGCAACGGGACGCCAGCGCGUGAGGUGCUGCCCCGCUCGGCAGAGCCGGGCUACCUGCUCACCCGUGUCGCCGCGGUAGACGCGGAUGACGGCGAGAACGCUCGGCUCACUUACAGCAUCGUGCGUGGCAACGAAAUGAACCUCUUUCGCAUGGACUGGCGCACCGGGGAGCUGCGCACAGCGCGCCGAGUCCCGGCCAAGCGCGACCCCCAGCGGCCUUAUGAGCUGGUGAUCGAGGUGCGUGACCAUGGGCAGCCGCCCCUGUCCUCUACCGCCACCCUGGUGGUUCAGCUGGUGGAUGGUGCCGUGGAGCCUCAGGGCGGAGGCGGGAGCGGAGGCGGAGGGUCAGGGGAGCACCAGCGCCCCAGCCGCUCCGGCGGCGGGGAAACCUCGCUAGACCUCACCCUCAUCCUGAUCAUCGCGCUGGGCUCGGUGUCCUUCAUCUUCCUGCUGGCCAUGAUUGUGCUGGCCGUGCGUUGCCAAAAAGAGAAGAAGCUCAACAUCUACACUUGUCUGGCCAGUGAUUGCUGCCUCUGCUGCUGCUGCUGCGGUGGCGGAGGUUCGACCUGCUGUGGCCGCCAAGCCCGGGCGCGCAAGAAGAAACUCAGCAAGUCGGACAUCAUGCUGGUGCAGAGCUCCAAUGUACCCAGUAACCCGGCGCAGGUGCCCGUGGAGGAGUCCGGGGGCUUUGGCUCCCACCACCACAACCAGAAUUACUGCUACCAGGUCUGCCUGACCCCUGAGUCAGCCAAGACCGACCUGAUGUUUCUUAAGCCCUGCAGCCCUUCGCGGAGUACGGACACUGAGCACAACCCCUGCGGGGCCAUCGUCACGGGUUAUACCGACCAGCAACCCGAUAUCAUCUCCAACGGAAGCAUUUUGUCCAACGAGACUAAACACCAGCGAGCAGAGCUCAGCUAUCUAGUUGACAGACCUCGCCGAGUUAACAGUUCUGCAUUCCAGGAAGCCGACAUAGUAAGCUCUAAGGACAGUGGUCAUGGAGACAGUGAACAGGGAGAUAGUGAUCAUGAUGCCACCAACCGUGCCCAGUCGGCUGGUAUGGAUCUCUUCUCCAACUGCACUGAGGAAUGUAAAGCUCUUGGCCACUCAGAUCGGUGCUGGAUGCCUUCUUUUGUCCCUUCUGAUGGACGCCAGGCUGCUGAUUAUCGCAGCAAUCUGCAUGUUCCCGGCAUGGACUCUGUUCCAGACACUGAGGUGUUUGAAACUCCAGAAGCCCAGCCUGGGGCAGAGCGGUCCUUCUCCACCUUUGGCAAGGAGAAGGCCCUUCACAGCACUCUGGAGAGGAAGGAGCUGGAUGGACUGCUGUCUAAUACGCGAGCGCCUUACAAACCACCAUAUUUGAAGCUAUUGUGGAGGCAGCUACGUGGAGAGACCAAUGUGGCACAAGAUCAAGGGCUACCACCAACCACAUGAGUGAGCUUGGAAACAGACUCCCAGGUUGAGCAUUCAGAUGAGACCACAGCCUCUGCUGACAGUUUGACUGCAACCUUCUGAGAGUCCUUAUCCAGUGGCACUAGCUAAGCUGAAAUAAAUUUUUGAACCACACUGAUUGUGAGAUAAUAAAUAUUUGUGGUUUUAUGUUGCUAUGUUUUGGGGUAUAUUGCCAUGCAGCCAUAGAUAUUUAAUACAUUAUGUAGGUGAGAAUCCUAUUGUCUGAUACAGGAAUAUGAAGUAUUGAUUUUUCUGGUGUGAUGUGGCCAUUUUAGAAAACAAUAUAUAUAAUGUACACACUGUUCCUUUACUUUCCUCUUCAAAUUUCAGUUCUUGCUUGUUCUCUUUUCCUGACCUCGUACACAAAAAAUAAUCCCCACCAUUUUUGGGAUUAAUCUAUUGGCUUAAAAAAAAUAAAACUGUUCUCAUCAGAUGAAAAAUGUAUUAACUUUAGUGAUUUUUAGUUGUGGGAAUUACUUCUAAUUUUCUUCUUUGAAACAGUUUGCUUUUCCAUAGAAUCCUCUGUAGGACAUAUAGCCUUUUAUAUGCAGAUUCAUAUACUUAUGCUUUGAAAUAGCUCUGAAUUCCCUGUAGCUUAAACUGAGAACAUGAAAGGCCAAAUGUUAUGUCGAACUGAAGGAUAUAAAAGUGCACGUACAUGAAUCCAAAAUGAGAUAUAGAAAUGAGCGGCUUUUCACACAGUGAUGUCAGUUUUAGACAGAUUAUUGAAGGGUCUUUAUAACUGCAGAGAUUGCCAUGAAAACUCUGCCUGGGGAUAGUCUCAUCAGGUUGCAUUUUGUGUUUCUUCAAUACCAAAAGGUGAGUAGAUGUUAAGUGAAACAAGAGAAAUACUCUGUGACAAAAGUGUUAACUCUCUUCCCAAAAAUGACAUCUGGUUUCACAUAGCAAACACAGUGCGAUCUAGUGAUGGAAUCAUCUACCCAAUCUGUCACUCUAGAGAUGGCAGCCUAGAUGAGAUGCUUACAUUUUAAGAAGUUGAUAGAAAACACACACGGCAAUCUUUAUCUUCACAAUGAUUCCAUUGACAGACAAAGGCCUCUUCUGCACAGGAGGGGAGAUUAUUGUGCCAGUGACAGACACAUCGAGAGUAUUUAAAGCACCCACAUUCUCUCUUACCACCAGCAGUGAGAUAAAAGAAAAAGAAUUGUUUUUUGUAUGUUCACAACUUGAAAUUAAUACUAUACUUAUUUAAAAACAGAUUAUAAAAAAACUCAACUUUAUAUUGGAAGAGUACGUAGUGUUAACUUGUAAUAUCCCAUAAUUAUCAUGCUUAUUUUGAAUUAAGUAAAAAUAUAUCUUAGAAUUGUUCUCUUGCAUCAGCUAUUCAUAGAGAAACCAUUUUUUUUUCUAUUUACAGUGCAUAUCCUCUCCUGAAAUUAUAUCUAAACAAAGGAAUAGAAUAUCCACAUUAUCUGGCCUUGUUAGUAAAAAGAAAUGUAUUUUAAAAUUUAAGACAAAAAUCUCCUUAAUUCUGGUGUUUCUAGAAUGUGCAGAUAUUAAGUAGGUACAAUUGAAAUCAGUACAAACUGAGGACAACAAUUUUUUGAACAAAGUAUAUACUUUGCAAGUAAUACUUAUUCAAAGGGAAUUGGGUAUGUGUUGAAAACAACACUUAGGUAUUCACUCUAAGCCAGAAAAUUCUGCCAUAUUUUGCACUUUGCAAACUUUACCACUUAUAAUCUAUAAAGUAUGUAUUGGAAGAAAAUGAUGAUAGCUCAAGCAAAAACAUAAUUGUUAAUUAGCUCUGACACAGCAACAAAAAAAUCUAAUCUAUGAAAGUGUUUUUUCCUGAAAUAAUUAACAUAAAUUUAAAAAAAUCAAAGGUUUCAAACAUAUGCUAUAAUGUUUACAUUGUUCAUGCCACUUCAUUAAUUUAUACUUUAGGAAAUACACAAUGUAUAAUAGAUAGCAUGAUGACUCUAAAAUUAUUACAAAUAAUUUUAGACUCUCCUCUCACUUUACUACUUAAAAAUGUAAACUUGGUAAAGUUUUGCUAGCUAAUUCAGAAACACGUAUUAGUUCUUAUACCUGAAUUAGGGUCAUGAAUUGAAUUUUAAUCAGAAUGAUGUUUGACAAAAUAAUUUCCAUUUUAUAGGGACAAUCUUUUAUGAUCUGGGGGGUAUACUCAUUGUAUAUAUUCAUGUGAAGUCCUCUGUUCAGUGGAAGUUCUGGGUAGAAAUAAAAAAGCAAAAGAAAUAUGUAAAAUUUUAUACUACUCUCAAUGACUUAUUAAAAUUGUUUCGGUCAUAGAUUUUAUCAGUCAGCAUGACAAGUCAUCUCUUCUUGAUAAAGGGAAUGAAAGAACAUCUCUACCAUGACUUUUUAUAUAACGCCAUACCAAGAUAUGCAUCAAAAGUAACAGAAAUUUUGUAAGGAAAUGCAACUCCAAACGGUGGCACAAACCAUAAUAAGCAUAUAAAAUUCAUUUAAAAAUAAAAACUGAGAUAAUUCUAAAGUUACAGGAAAACUAAUAUUGAUUGAGUGCUCUUUCUGUGACAAGUAUUAUGCCUGUCAUCACCACACUCAAAUGAGAAAGGUACUAUCUUUAAUAUAUUUAAAAUGAUAAAGAUGUGAAAAUCAUGUAAACUUCACUUCUUAAUUAUAAGGCUAGUGUACAUUGGAGCUUAGAAGUGACCUCUGACCAAAUGACACCUGCUUUUAGUUCCCUUAAUUGGUAUGGGGAAAAAAGACAAAAUAAAAUGAAGCAACUCAUCACUUAAUCUUCAUUAAACUAGUCUAAAAUAGAUAUUUUGUGGAUUUAAUUUUAAAGAGAAACGAUUUUAGAUACAUAAAUUCCCCCUAUAUUUAAACCAAAUAGCUCUGUUGUUUAAACAAAGUUCAUGGUGGAAAUAAUGGAAAUGAUCAACGGACUUUAAGGUUUAAGUUGUAGGUUGUGUGCUUUUUCCCACAUCUCCAAAUUAUGACAGUAUAUCUCACAUUAUUUUAAGUGUGUGUGUGUGUGUGUGUAUGUCUGUGUGUGUGUGUGUGUGUGCGUGUUUGAGAGAGAGAGAGAGAGAGAGAGAGAGAGAGAAGAAAUGAGGUAAGAAUAGAUGAUGACAUUAUUGGUAAUGAAUAUAAUAUUAUAGAAUGAAGCACAGUAGAAUACAUUGGAAUAAAAUAAGAUCUAGAGAUCUUGUUUAAAAUUCCCAAAUGCAUGCUCCCUAAUCUUCAGUUCCACUAGAUUGAGGGUGGGGGAGGAUGUGAAGUAAUGAAAUGUUUAUUUCCGAAUUGAUGUCACAUACUAUAUCAAUUUUUGAAAGAUUUACAAUUCUUUAGCAUGUUAAAAGUCUCUGAAUGGUUCUUUAAAAAAAUUGUUAUUUAUCAUUUUUUAGCCUAUGCUUUCUAACCACUGAUCAUAAAAGUAUUUUUCAUAAAAUUAGCAGCCACAAAUAAGAGUUUUGAGGGAAAUGCAUUGGGGAAGGUUGAUUUAUCAUUCCACCUAUUUCACAGAAGUGGAAAAUCAGGCCCUGAGGAGUGUGACUUAAAGUCCUGUGACAACUAGUAGCAGAAUUGGAAUUAAAAUGCAUAAAGCUGAUAACGUUUUAUGCACACAUCAAACUCAGGAUGUGGAAGUAGAGGGCCUGGGCUAAGAAUCAUCUUCUAAUACUUUAAAUCUGUGUGACUUUUGAAAAAUCACUUAACGAAACUGUGCCUCAGUUUUCUAUUUUAUAAUUUGUGACUAAUUAUUUAACUUUUCUAACUGGAUUAUCAGCACAUCUUAUGAAUAAUGCAUAUACAAUUUAUUUGGAUCAUGGUUACAAUAAAUGUUGUGGUAUGUUAUGUAUGUUUAGAUAGAUUAUAGAAGAAGUGAGAAGAAUUACUACAAGGUAAAAAAUGUUAUACAUAUUUCCUUUUCAUUAAGUUUGCCAACAGAGCUCUAGGAUUUUGUGUAUUGCUGGGAAGCUAGAGUCGGUCUUGUGAGACUUUAUAUUGAGAAAAACAAAUCUUUGGACAUCAUCAUUAAAUAAUUGCAUAUCGAAUAGGUGAUAAAUAAUUAAAAUUGUGACAUGGUUUUGGAAUGUAUUUAUGUGGGUUCAGAUCCUGGCUAAAUCACUUACUAGGUCAUUGAUGGAAAUAGCAACAACCAUACUCAUGAAAUUGUUGGAGGAUUAUUGUGUUAGUCCAUUUUCAUUCUGUUAAGAAGAACUAAAUGAGACUGGUAAUUUAUAAAGGAAAGGUGUUUAAUUGACUCGCAGUUCCACAUGGCUAGGAAGGCCAGAGGAAACUUACAAUCAUGGCAGAAGGGAAAGCAAACCUGUCCUUCUUCACAUAGCAGCAGGAGAGGUAAGUGCAGAGCAAAGUGGGGAAAGCCCCUUAUAAAACAAUCAGCUCUCAUGAGAACUCGCUCACUAUCAUCAGAACAUCAUGGGGGAACUGCCCCUAUGAUUUAAUCAUCUCUCAAGAGGUCCUUGCCUCAACAUGUGGGGAUUACAAUUCGGAUUACAAUUCAAGGUGAGAUUUGGGUGGGGACACAGAGCCAGACUAUACUGAUUAUAUAGGUCUCUCUGUGAAUUAUAACUUGUAAUAAAUUGAUAAAAAUCUCAUUUCUUUGUUCCUAUUACCAUACUUAACAAUGAUUUAUCCUUUAGAAGUCAAAUGUAGUCAAAUCACCUACCAGAAACUUAAUGAUGUCAGUGUUUUUGCAUUUUCUAUUUCAAGACUUUUUAAGAGAAUAGUAUUUGAGGGAAGGAGAUAGAUUGUUAACAGUACAUGAAGAUAUUACAAGUUGCUUAUCAAUUUAAUAUUUGACUUUAGAAAAUAAUCUAAAAAGAUCAUAAUUGUAAGAAUAUUAAAACACCUUUAAAACCUGUUUUUAAUAACAUCAUGUUUUUCUUUCAGAAAAAUGUUGCUUAUUUUCACCUGCUCUUUCUUUUCUCUACAUCAAAUAAAAUUUAGCACAAAUUUGA
Molecule: messenger RNA, 8984 nt
Organism: Callithrix jacchus (white-tufted-ear marmoset)
Lineage: Eukaryota; Metazoa; Chordata; Mammalia; Primates; Cebidae
Gene: PCDH10
Product: protocadherin 10
Biological process (GO): homophilic cell-cell adhesion
Cellular component (GO): plasma membrane
Molecular function (GO): calcium ion binding
Source: RefSeq, a predicted model, not a curated record